AUGAUGAACUCGGAACAACAACGCGACAGCUUUCUCACCACCAAACACGGAAAAACUCGAUACAUUUUGAACAGUACCAACCUCGAAGCACCCACGGAUCAUUUGAUUGUUUUUGUUUGUGGUAUUUCUUCUCAUUCCUAUUCCUUUCACUUUUUAGUGAAAGCACUUAUGAAACAAUGGACUUCAUCAUCGUCCUCACAAAAUAUUAAAUAUUUGCGUUAUGAUAAAUAUGGAAGAGGAAAGUCAUCAAAUCCAACGGAUAUUCUCCAUGAUGGUGAUUUAUUUGUUGAGCAAUUGUAUGAAUUAAUUGACGGUAUUGAACUGAAGCCAAGACAACAACAAAAUAAUAAUAAUAAUAAUAAUACAUCAACAUUAUCAGCAAAACCAAGAAUUACAAUCAUUGGAUUCAGUAUGGGAGGUGCUAUAUCAACACUUUUUGCUUCCAAAUAUUCCGAUUUGGUGGAUGAUUUGAUUUUAUUUUCUCCAGCAGGAGCGAAAUGGAAAUUACCAUUUGGAAGUUCACUGGUGAAAGUUUCUUGGUUAGGAAGUAUCAUUUAUGGAGCUCUUCAUAAUGCUUCCACGACUGAGCAAAAAAUUGCGACGGGUCUUUUUGAUCUGAAUAACGAAUUGGUGAAAGAACGAAUGAAGUUUGCUGUAGAAAUGAAAGAAAAAGAGGAUGAUUCAAAUUCGCAAAUUAGCAGUUUUGUCAACUCUUUCACUAACUUCCCGCUAACUGCUAUUGAGGAUAAAAUUCAAUACAUUGGUACCAAAUAUCACAUGAAAAUUAUGGUAAUUUGGGCUUUAUUUGAUGUCACAGUACCUGGAGAUGAAUGUUUUCCAACAUAUUUCAAUAUACUUGGACAACAUCCAAAAUCAAGAUUUGCAAUACUGAACAAUACGAGACACAUGUUUUACAUGGAAAGAGAAGAAGAUACAGCAAAAUUAAUUUAUAACUUUCUGAAUGAUCCAAAUGACGAUGGAGAUGUAUUUGAACGAUCAUCAAGGGCUUUGCAGAAUAUUCAACCACAGCCCUCCAACGAAAAAUUAAUGUCCAAUAGUGACAAGAUCAAGCUAACAUGUUUCACAGAACAUCAAGAGUUUAAAAAGUUUAUCGUUUAG
This is a messenger RNA of Naegleria fowleri, 1119 nucleotides long. RefSeq lists its product as uncharacterized. Bases 1 to 1119 code for a protein of 372 amino acids. The transcript has 4 exons. NCBI's taxonomy places the organism in Eukaryota, Heterolobosea, Eutetramitea, Acrasida, Naegleriidae. The record is from RefSeq and is a predicted model, not a curated record.